Molecule: messenger RNA, 2133 nt
Organism: Vigna radiata var. radiata (mung bean)
Lineage: Eukaryota; Viridiplantae; Streptophyta; Magnoliopsida; Fabales; Fabaceae
Product: receptor-like protein 51
Exons: 2
Coding region: 139-1458 (439 amino acids)
Molecular function (GO): protein binding
Source: RefSeq, a predicted model, not a curated record
UCUUUUUUAGUUGGAAGAACUUUAUUAUUAUAUACUACAGCUACAUGUUACCUCUGUUUUCUGCUCUGUCACUCACUUCAGAGUUCUCACACUACACUUCAUUCUCGUAAUCUCAUGUGUUCCUGACAAACCACCACCAUGAAACCGCCGCCGCCUCCGCCGCCUCCGCCGCCGCGAUCUCUUCCACCUUCCCUCAUUGUCCUUCUCCUCCUUCUCCUGCUCUCCACCCCCAUUGCCACAUCUCUCUCUCUCCCUCACCCUCCAACCCCAUCCCCCACAUCAUCUCCAUCAUCACCUUCCACAUCCACCACCUCCACCCUUGACCCAAAGCAAGCCAUAGCCCUUGAAUCCCUCAACAUACCCACCUCACGAGACCCCUGCGCCCAACCCUCCUUCCACAAUGCCACCAUCUGCGACUCCUCCAAACCCUUCCGCCACCUCAUCUCCCUCCGCCUCGCCAACUGCUCCUCCUAUCUCUCCCUCUCCUUCACCGCCCUCAAGUCCCUCUCCACCCUCCGCUCCCUCUCCCUCCUCAACUGCCCCCUCUCCCCCGUUCGUCUCCCCCCGGAACUCGCCUCCUCCCUCACCUCCUUCUCCUCCAUCAACGGCUUCCGCCGCAUCUCCGGCGUCUGGCUCUCCCAGCUCCAGAACCUCACCUCCCUCACUGUCUCCGGCGGCCAAAUCAAAGCCUCCGGCCCCUUCGUCAUCCUAGCCCACAUGACCAAGCUCAAAACCCUGGCCAUCUCCAACGCCAACCUCACCGGAUCCCUCCCCGGCCACCUCCACUCCAACCUCACUUUCAUAGAUUUCUCCAACAACCGCCUCAAAGGCAAUAUCCCCCCUUCCAUCACCAUGCUCGACUCCCUCCAACUUCUUAACCUCUCCUCCAACUCCCUCACCGGCGAAAUCCCUUCCUCCCUCGGAGACCUAAUUUCCCUCACAAACCUCUCCCUCGCUUCCAACUCCUUCUCCGGCUCCAUCCCCGAUUCCAUUUCGGCCCUCCCCAGCCUACUUCACAUGGAUCUGAGCUCCAACCAACUCAACGGAACCAUUCCCAAGUUCAUUUCCCAAAUGAAGUCUCUGAGGUACUUGAAUCUCGCCAACAACAACCUCCGCGGCGUUCUGCCCUUUAACCUCACUUUCAUCAAGCGAUUGGAGGUCUUAAAGGUUGGUGGCAACACUAACCUCUGCUACAACCACUCCACCAUUUCUUCGAAAUUGAAGCUCGGCAUCUCUCCCUGUGAUAAGUACGGAAUGCCGGUGACUCCGCCCUCUAAGGACUCGUCCGCAGAUGAUAGCACUGACGAUGAUUACGAUGAUGGUGAUGGGGAGGGGAUUAGACACAAGAAGGAGCACCAUCAUGGUCCUAACAAGUUCGUUCUCGGUGUCGCCAUUGCCCUCUCUUCCAUUGUCUUUCUCAUUGUUUUCUUAAUCCUCUGCUCCAAGUGCUGUCGUUAGAGGAAAUUUUGGAUAUUUUUAGGGGUUACAGAGUAGGUUGAAGGGAAGGAAAGAUAAUGAAUAUGUAACUGCCGAAACAAAAUUGGAAGAUAAAGAAUAAAAUAAUGAAAUUGUUGUAUCUUGGUGGAGAUAUUUGGAAAAACAAGUCAGGAGAGACAUUGAAUCGACUUCAUGGGAAGUGUACUGCGUUUCUUUCUAGAUUUUUAAUUUUUGAUACCGCCUUAUUCGUUGUUUGGAGUAGAAGGUGGACAAUGGUGCAUGUGGGUUUGGUAUCUUAAAGAUGUGUGUUACUUGUGUUAUAAGUCUUUGUUUUUUCAUACUUGUGAUUCCUAACUAUACACCUUUUUCAUUUGUUUCUUGCAUUAAUAAUCUCUGCCUUUUUACUUAGUUAGCUGGGAAAAUUCGUGUUUGUUUGCUUUCUAGAUUCAGCGCAGAAGUUGGAGACAAAAACUUUCCAAGAUUUAGGUAAAUAGACAGUGAUGCUCUAUUAUUUGUGGGCACAUCUAGAGAAAAAAUUUCCUAGUUUGAGUAGGAGAGAAGGACAGUUGCUUAAGUAGAUAACGGUUGGUGGUAUUAUUUGCAAACUGGAAAUUGUAUGAUUGUGUUACUGUUAAACAUUGGAUAUGAGCUGUCUUGAUAUGCAGAUAAGUUAGGGUGAUGCUAAAUACUAGAAUG